Molecule: messenger RNA, 822 nt
Organism: Dentiscutata erythropus
Lineage: Eukaryota; Fungi; Glomeromycota; Glomeromycetes; Diversisporales; Gigasporaceae
Source: the annotation of a GenBank genome assembly
AUGUCUUGCGAUUUAACAGAUCCAGCAAUUCAAGAAGCAUAUGAGGAGAUCAUUAGUGGUCAAGAUACUAACUGGCUCAUUCUUGGUUAUCAUGACACAAGAGACAAAAUCUCCCUUUAUUCUAAAGGUACUGGAGGUCUCGAUGAACUCCGUAAUAAUCUCAGAGAAGAAGUGCUUUAUGGAUUCCUUAGAAUUGAAAAUCGAUUUGUCCUGCUGACUUAUGUUAGUGAAGCAGUAAGCGGUGUACGAAGAGCCCGCGCUUUAGUCCACGGCAGAGCCGUUGGUGCAUUGUUCAAGCAGGCACAUCAAAUUCAAAUCAAUGCUUCUACCCCAAAUGAUCUUACGGAAGCUAAUGUUCGUAACAGAUUGAAACUAGGUGAACCAUCUGAGAGACCAAAUUCUCCUCCUGGUCCAAAGCGUAGUCAAACACUUCCCAGUACACCACCGGCUGGAAGUCCAGUUCAAUCCCAAGUUCCUGUGUCACCCAUUUCACCUAAACCUGAACCAGGAAAUGAUGAAGCUCUUGAAUCUGAAAGACGUGCUGCAGAAGAUGCUGAAAGGCUAGCACGUGAAAAAGGUGAACGUGAUGCAGUAGCCCAAAGAAAAGUGGCUGAACAAGUUGCCAGAGAGGCUGCCCAAAGGAGAGCUCUCGAAGAAGCUGAAAGAAAAAAACAAGAAGCUGCAGAACAAGAAAGAAGAGAAAAAGUUGCAUCAGAAGCAAAAGCUAAGGCUGAACUUGAGCGUAAAAAUCGUGAAGAAGCCGAACGAAAACGUAAUGAAGAACUUAGGAACAGGUUUGCUGAAUUGGAAAAGAGUGGCAAG